AUGAUUGCGAAAGAGGGGGGUUCAAGUCAAGUCUUCAAAGCCAAGAUUCAUCCCGACCACCACCGUCUAAGCCAGUCCGAUCGCCGCUCCAAUGUCUUCGCAAUCAAGAUUCUAAAUUCAAGAGACGAUGAGGCCUUCAGCCAAGAAGUGACAGUUUUAAGAAAGCUCAGUACGAGGAGGCAUUCCCACGUUCACCUCAUCACUGUGUUGGCUACCUACCGACAUCGCGCAGCUUAUCAUCUCAUUUUCCCGUGGGCUGACGCUGACCUUUUCGACUACUGGAAGCGACAUUCAGAGGCGCCACCCGAAAAGAAUCAGAUAGACAAAUGGCUGAUAGAACAAUGCCGGGGUCUUGCAGAUGGGCUCAACAGUAUUCAUCGUUAUGCGACAUUCUCUGGAACAUCAAUCCUCAACGCUUUCAACCUCCCCAACAGGACGAGAACAGAAGGUUGUGACCAAGCCACCACAUCUGGAGGUUUGAAUGCCAACAAGUCAAUCAGAAACCUGUUUGGCCGGCACGGGGAUCUCAAACCACAGAAUAUCCUUUGGUAUCCACACCCUACAGCCACGGGCGGUCACGGCAUUCUCAAGAUCACCGAUUUCGGGGUAACUCGAUUUAACACUGAAAACAUGUGGGACACUCAGAAGACUGGUAGAUUACCCAACUCACGUACCUACCGAUCGCCAGAAAGUGAUCUUGACGGUAUUGGCCUGGUCGAAAGGUACGGCAAGAUGCGCCUGGCGACAAAUCCUCGUGAGUCCAGUAUACCGACGGACACCUUCUUCUCAAUUCACGAAGUAGGAGGGCAAAAGACGGUCGACGUGAAGCCCGCAGUUCUUCAGACCAUUGAAGAGCUACGAGAGCAUCAACGUUGUACGGAGGACUUCAGCAACUUCCUCGACAUGAUCAAGGACGACAUGCUAGUUGUUCAUCAGCACGAAGUAGUGGUCAGUGAAGAUGGGAGUCCAGUGCUUCGAAAGACCGCCUCGGAACCCGCUGGUAGUCCACGCCUUGGUAACAUCCGUCGAAAGAGCUGUGGUGAUGUCUUCCGCAGAUUGGGCGAUAUCAAGCCUUGCGUUGAUCAAGAAGAAGACCUCGCACGGCAGAGCGCGUUCGAACCAAUGUCGCCUGUAUCUCAGUCACAUCACACAUGGCCACAACGAGAGGACUGA
This is a messenger RNA of Alternaria ventricosa, 1173 nucleotides long. RefSeq lists its product as uncharacterized. The record is from RefSeq and is a predicted model, not a curated record. The coding region runs from base 1 to 1173 and encodes 390 amino acids. NCBI's taxonomy places the organism in Eukaryota, Fungi, Ascomycota, Dothideomycetes, Pleosporales, Pleosporaceae. Gene Ontology annotation, molecular function: ATP binding; protein serine/threonine kinase activity. The transcript is spliced from 4 exons. Gene Ontology annotation, biological process: peptidyl-serine phosphorylation; peptidyl-threonine phosphorylation.